This is a messenger RNA of Lottia gigantea (owl limpet), 504 nucleotides long. RefSeq lists its product as hypothetical. Bases 1 to 504 code for a protein of 167 amino acids. The transcript has a single exon. NCBI's taxonomy places the organism in Eukaryota, Metazoa, Mollusca, Gastropoda, Lottiidae. The record is from RefSeq and is a predicted model, not a curated record.
AUGAUACAUCUACCUUCCUUUCCACCAAACACACUCUAUGAUGAUGUAUAUUUCACACUCUAUGAUGAUGUAUAUUUCACACUCUAUGAUGAUGUAUAUUUCACACUCUAUGAUGAUGUAUAUUUCACACUCUAUGAUGGUGUAUAUUUCACACCCUAUGAUGAUGUAUAUUUCACACCCUAUGAUGAUGUAUAUUUCACACCCUAUGAUGAUGUAUAUUUCACACUCUAUGAUGAUGUAUAUUUCACACUCUAUGAUGAUGUAUAUUUCACACUCUAUGAUGAUGUAUAUUUCACACUCUAUGAUGAUGUAUAUUUCACACCCUAUGAUGAUGUAUAUUUCACACUCUAUGAUGAUGUAUAUUUCACACCCUAUGAUGAUGUAUAUUUCACACUCUAUGAUGAUGUAUAUUUCACACCCUAUGAUGAUAUAUAUUUCACACUCUAUGAUGAUGUAUAUUUCACACCCUAUGAUGAUGUAUAUUUUAAAACUCCUGCCAUAUGA